Messenger RNA from Dermacentor silvarum, 6588 nucleotides. Its product is annotated as DNA polymerase eta. Gene Ontology annotation, cellular component: site of double-strand break; nucleus; replication fork. Gene Ontology annotation, biological process: error-prone translesion synthesis; response to radiation. Lineage: Eukaryota; Metazoa; Arthropoda; Arachnida; Ixodida; Ixodidae. The transcript has 11 exons. The record is from RefSeq and is a predicted model, not a curated record. Gene Ontology annotation, molecular function: damaged DNA binding; DNA-directed DNA polymerase activity. Bases 194 to 2596 code for a protein of 800 amino acids.
CCAUGCUCAAACAUGCUCGAACGCGCCAGCGCGCUGCAGAUGAAAAACCAGCGUUUUCCGUGGUUUUCCGAUUGCUCGUUGCUUCCUGUUUCAACGUGGGUUCAGCCACUUCAGCUGCCUUCGACUACUUUGCCAAUCAAUCAACAAGCGAGGGAGGAACAUGCUGGCGGUUAGUACGGGCGAGAAGUAACCGAUGAGAAGGCUGACGUUGUUGUUUCAAGCCGCAAAGGCCAUGGCGACUGCACCCACACCUCGACACCGCGCGGUGGUGCUUGUUGACAUGGACUGCUUCUACGUCCAAGUGGAGCAGCGACUGGCUCCCGACUGGAACGGCAAGCCCUGCGCAGUGGCACAGUACAACACUUUCCAGGGGGGAGGGCUGAUAGCGGUCAACUAUGAGGCCAGGGCAUAUGGGGUCAAGCGCGGCAUGAGGGGCGAGGAGGCCGCCAAGUUGGCCAAGGAUCUGCACCUGUUCCGAGUGCCAGAGGUCAGGGGCAAGGCGGACCUCACCAGGUACCGGGAUGCAGGCGCCGAGGUCCUCUCCGUGCUGUGCCAAUUCAGUGAAGUGGUGGAGCGAGCCAGCAUAGACGAAGCGUAUCUGGACCUCACGGAAGCUUGCAAGGGGGUGCCAUUGCCGCAGAGCGCGGAUGCCCUGGCCAACACGUUCCUGGGCCAGACGCCCAAGACUGCCUCGCAGAGUGGGGUCGACGAUGCCAAAGCCGAGCUUGUGGCCUGGCUGUCCGACAUCGAAGACCCCGACUGCCCGGAUGCCCUGCUGGCACGAGCGGCUGCGCUCACAGAGCAGAUACGGGCGGCCGUCUUCGCUCAGACCGGUUUUCGCUGCUCCGCUGGGAUUGCACACAACAAGGUACUGGCGAAACUGGCUUGUGGUCUGCACAAGCCCAACAAACAAACAGUCCUGACUGAGACCGGGGUGCCAGUCCUGUUUGCCACGCUUCCUGUUCACAAACUGCGCAAGCUUGGUGGCAAGUUGGGCCAAGAUAUUCAGAACCUCCUCCAGGUGGAAGUGGUGGCUGACGUGUUGCGGUUCUCCCAGGAUCAGCUCUCGACCCACUUUGGCCACAAGACGGGUACAUGGCUGUAUCAGCUUGUUCGUGGCAUUGACCUUGAGCCAGUGACUCCCCGCAAACUGGCCCAGUCCAUCGGUUGUGGCAAGAACUUCCGGGGCAAGCUCGCCCUUGACACGACAGCCAAGGUGAGGCACUGGCUGGAGCAGCUGUCUGAAGAGCUGGUCGAACGACUCCUGAGGGACCGGGAACAGAACCACCGGAUUGCCCAGUUGUUGGUGAUUAGUGUGCGGAAAGUGGGACAGGAAGGUGGCACUUCACGGUCCUGCCAGCUGAUCGCCUAUGACGCUGCCAGGGUUAUGAAGGAUGCGUUGGCCACUGUGAUGAAGCUGAAUACAACUGCUGGAGCAUCUAGAGACACCUGGACGCCACCGUUGACAAACGUCUCAUUAGCAGCGACAAAGUUUCGGGACAGCUUAGAGGAUGGAUCUCAGGAAAUCUCCAAGUUCCUUGUGCGACAGUCGAAGAAGGCUGACGAGCCCAAGAAGCCAACGUCGGCACCACUGCCACCCACAACGCCGCAGAAAGGCCAGAAAAUUGCCAAAGAAUCGGAGGACGAGGGCAAAGGGCAUGAGACUAACGAGGGGCCAACACCAUCACAUUCCUUGGUAACACCCAAGAAAGAGGAGGAGCUGAAUGACACCCUUCCAUUUUCAGCAAAGCUCGCAAUGAUCCUCCAAAGCCCCCGAGAUCCUAGGAAGCGAAGUGAUGGUUCACCACCCCCAGUGGCAGAGCAACAUCGUGUGGAAGAGGUGAAACGCGUGUUACCCGUCAUGGUGUCAUCGACUUCUCCGAAAAAGAGUGUCAAGGUGACGGCAACCAAGACUAAGAAGACGUCUAAAAAGAGUGCAAAAAAGGCUACAUCAGAGGCUCCAAAACUGAGCUACUUUGAGAAGAUGUGGACGACCAAAAAUGAUGCGGAUGCAGAAGCAGCUUCCUGUGUCGACAGCUCAGUGCUCACUGCAAAUGCAGAAAUCGGCGUUUCUGUCAAUAGCAUCGAUGAUGCUUCGAAUGACGAGAGCCGAAAUUUGUGCGAUGCUGAUGUAUUGCCUGGGCCUGCCUUUCUUAAGGAGAACAGUGACGACUCGACACGCAGUUCGGUCCUCUCGAAUGUAGACAGCCCGAAACCUUCGACUGUUGCUGGAAGCGUGGAUACUGCUGACAAGACUUCCCCACCUACCUCAUUCGACGAUGCUGUGUGCUUUAUUGACACCAAUAGGGAUAUAGAGGGCGGUGUAGGGGGAAGUGAGGGUCAUCUGUCGAUAGACCCGAGUUUGUUGCACAAAUGUGAACAGUGCGGAAAGACUGUUGUGGUCUGGAAGAAAGAAGAGCAUGAUGACUAUCAUGUUGCACUGAACCUGAGCCGGGCUGAGCGUGUCGCUACAGCGUCUCCCAAAGUGAUGGCCACCAGUCGGAAACGAACUGCUUCAACGACGACAAAGAAAACGUCUCGAACGAAGAAAGCAUGUGCUGACAAAACAAGAACGUUGAAAGACUUUUUCUCGUGAUUGCAAUUAUGAAGUUUCUUACUUAAUUUAACAUGUUAAUAAUGGCCUUGUAGAGAUAUAUUUAUGUGAUGAUUUUCUGUGGCACUUCAGAGUGCUAUCUGACUUAUAUAGAAGUGAAAUCUGACGCAAGUGUAUAGAGCUUUCAGUACGGUGUAAUUUUUAUGCUUUUCUUAUGUAGACCCGGUAUAUAUUGUACAGAGGCUCACUGGCUCACGGUGAUUUUAUUCUUUAGCUUGUAUGUAAAAAUUUAGAUGGACUGUAUCCGCAAUUGCAUAUAUUUAUUAGCAUAGACGUUUGCAUGUGGCAUUUAAAAUUAUUUGUUGAACAUGUCCAAAGCUGUAUUGUUUUUUGUAUUUUUUGUUUAUGGAGAUCCAUGGCAAAUGUCUCAUUUCACCAGUUGUUGAAUUUAGAAGUACAGUCAACGACCGAUUUUCCGGACACCCUAUUUUUCGGACGUGCCCGAUAAUUCGAACGCCUUCGCGGCACAGCCACGUACCCCAUAAGGUCUAUGUAUAUAAACGUCUGAAAUUUCCGGCGCAAAAAACCUUCGCCGGUCCGAUUUUUCUGACUUUUUACCAUGACCGCAGGUCCGAAACGGCAUUAAUCAUUGGCACCACCGCUACCAUUUUGAUUAUCUCGCCUCCUCGAACCGGCACUCUCGCACGCACAUACGCUGGCAGCCGUAGCCACCGCCGCCGCAACGCUAGGCCUAGCUACUUCCAGUUUCACUACCAUGCUUCUUGCUGUUCAGUGCCACGUUUUUCAUUGAAAGAAUGCGCCGCUGUUAGCAAUGGCGCCAACUCGCGCCUUUGUAAUCCUUGCCAAUGUCUUUGAAGCUCGGCAAGCGCGGCGCGUUGCAUACUGCCGGUUCCCGAAAGUCAGCUUUGCCUCAAUACAGGAGUGUUACGCAGUGGAGCAUACGCGAAAUACUGCGAUGAAGCAUCCCAAGACAGGGAAGGGGCAAUUGUCGCAGGACACGGUAUCUAUUCCUUAAUUAUACACGCAUGUGCCUGCCGUCUCCUGUUCCAAUACGAGCGCUGCUACGCCUAAUAAGUAUGGCAAGCCGUCAUAGCUAUUUCGGACGUGCUUGUGGUGAUUUGAGCCCAAAGAGGCAGUAAAAGACACAUUCGUUUUUUUCGGACUUCCAGAUUUUUCGGACGUUCUUGUGGCCCUUUAGGGAGUUCGAAAAAGAGGAUGCUUGACUGUAAUUUACAAUUAUGUUUGAAUUCUAUUGACAAGAACAUUGUGAUCUUUGUACAAUCGCACCUCGUUAUAACGAAGUUGUAUCCGAUACGAAAAUGCCUUCCUUAUAUUCAAUAUUCAUCAUAAGUAUAUGCCGUAUUUACUAGCGCAAUUCCUGCACUUGCAUAAUGCUUGCACCCCCACACAUUGUCGACCAAACCUUAAAACUUUUUCUUUCCUCAAUUAUUCGUUGCACCCUUGAAAAUUGCUGCAGCGACUGUCUUCUGCUUGUUCUGGUCGGUGAUAAUGAUUGUGUAUUGACCCUUUUCGCGGAGCAGUUUGUUUUAGAGAAACGAGAUGGCGCUCCCGGCGGCGCGCCAUACCUCUCCUCAGCGACCGCGCACGAAUACGAAACCAUUACCGCUUCUACCUUGCUUCUGUGCGAUCAGCUGUCGGAAAUGCAACUGAGUUUUCGCUAACACACUGUGCUCCAAUCAUGCUAGAUUGAAUCAUGUAGAUUGAAGGCGUGUGCAGUAGUUGGCUGCAAAAAUAGUGACUGGCAUGUUAAGGAAUAGAAGGAAUCUGCGUGGCCAAGUUCGCGGACCGCUGCUGCAACUGUCCGAACGUGUUACCGGCACUUCGCGAUGUACGGCUUUCCUCAAAGAUAUAGAAAUUUGCUCAUCCGCCAGCCUUGUAUCGCUAACCUUCAAAGAAAGGGCUUCAUCCCCAGAACGUCGGAAAGAGUGAGUACCACUCGUUAAACGAUGACAAAGGGAGUGAGUAGCGCCGCUUCCUGUCAUAGUAAGUUUCGCGCACGUUAUCUAUGCACAUCUGUCCCAAAUGGCAGGAAAACUCACGCCCACUCUAUCGCCGACGUAUCAAGAAUAAGUGAAUGGGCGCACGCUUGAAUAUAUGUGCACUAUUGCACUAUAUACGCACAAUAAGUGACGGUGCUACAUCGAUAGCGCACGAAUGGUCGAAGCUGAAUGUUUCGUGACGGUCCACAAGAGUAAGCGAGUUACUAGCUGUAAUAUAUAUUUGCUACAAGGUAUUACAAUGUACAAAACAGCUACGUUUCAAGCCUUGUGCGCAGCAAGAACAAAUCUAUAGGAACUGAGCACACCCUCGAGCGAUUAGGCAGAAAAUGAUCAGAUAGUGGCCGCACUGAGGAACUUCACCGAGUCAGAAACUGACAAGCCACUGGUUGAAAAUAUUUGCCGUAUAAAGAACAGAGAGCAAAACACACUAAUCCUGACUGAAUUCAUAAUCGGAAAGCUUGCAUAGAUUGGAAUACAUAUUUAGCCCCGCUUUUAGAACAAGCACUAUAUACGUUGCUUGCAUCAUUUGAAGAUAUGUUAAUCAGCUCCGAAAGCGCGUUUGCAUGUUCUCUGAAGCUGUGAUCAAAGCUUCGUGUCAUUCACCUUGUCACCGUCUACGAUAUCUCCGAAAACAGAGGUUUUCUAAGCCGCGCCGGCGUCAUACACUUCCAUUGUAAACAAGGAGGCGAUGGAGGCAGUUGAGGCAAGCAAUGGACGCGUCACCACGUGAUCAAACAUGGCAGCGCCCACGGGAUCGCCGCGAAAAGGGUCAAUAGCAGCUGAGCACAUGGUCGGUGCAUGAAAUCACAAUUUAUUUAGAUUCAAACUGCAAGUGGCAAAGUGUCUGUGAUUACAGUGGAACCUCGUUGAUACGAUUUUGUGUAAACAUUUUUUGGGAUAAUCCGUUUUAUUUUUUUUCCUGGCCACCACCCCGUAGGAGCAAUGGAAUGCCUUUUCUGUUACCUAUUCCUGUUUUCUUUUCGCUCUCUCUCUUUUCCCUCUUUCCAACCCCUAUAUCCCCGACCCCAGUGCAGGGUAGCAAACCGGAAACUCGCCUCUGGUUAACCUCCCUGCCUUUCCUCUCGCUCUCUCUCUCAUGCAGUUGAUAUAAUAGUGCUUUCACCUGAAAUUGUAAAAUAUGACUGCAAACUGUUCUGAAACUCGCAGCUUUAUAUUCAAGUAUACGAGACUGUAAAUUACCUUCCAAUGACCCACGAACAACCUAUUAAGAGCCGGACACACUAGUGGCAAAAUGCGCGCCACAAAACCAGCCGCGAAGCAGGUUUUUCAUGCCACGGAAGGGAUCAGUCCUGGAGCAAUUUAAAUUGAGAGCUGCCCCUUCAAUGAGACCAAUGAGAGCUGCCCCUUCAGUGACGUAUGCGCUGCAAACUGGUGUCAUGCGGACCCGCUCGACCGCUAUUUUCGUAUUCACAUCUUGUGUCAGCCAGACCGCUUGUUCCGUAGUAUUGUGCGCUCGCGUCAGCUUUUGCUUGCGCUUGUUUUCGUUCUCUUUUCAGGUGAUAUUCUUUUGCAGUCACGUGACUGAAUGAGGUGCUUGCCCUCGUCUGACAGUCAUAUAGCUCGUUGUGUGACGCUGCUCUUUGACAGCUGCGGCGACUGGUGCUCAACUGCCCGCGAUGGACUCGCGGCGUUAGACAUUAGUCGUUAGACUCUUCGGGGCUUCAUCGCAAAUGCUCAGUUGAGUGAGGAAACGGCGGUUUCUUUUUCUAAGUAGUUAGUAGUAAAUGUUUAUUCCAUGAAGGGAUUGAAGGUUGAGUGGGUGGGGCCCUCUCUUUUUCUAACUUCCAAAAUAACUUGUUUACGAACAUUGCGAAAAAGAAAGUUCAGCGAAAACUGACGAGCUGUUUUAAAAUUGCUAAAUAAAAGUGUGUUGGCUGCAGUUUGUGUGAUUUCAAGUGCUGCUGCUCCACUUAUUGCGCGUUUUGCGCGACACCACAGGAAGCUUUGCUAGCGACUUUGUGACCAAGUAAG